AUGACCCGAGUCAAUCCACGCACCAGGACGGGAUGUCUUCCGUGUCGUCGGCGGAAAAAGAAAUGCGAUGAGGCGAAACCACAAUGCCGAGCAUGCACGCGUAACAAGCUGCAAUGCUCCUGGCCUCCCCACAUCGUCCGCAUAUUUGGCCUUGACGCUGAACAGACUGGGGAUUCUGAUGGUUUAAUACCGUCUGCUGCGCCGGCUACCAACAUUGCAACACCAGAAGGUGCACAACAUCAGUCGAGGAGAGAAAAUGGCGUCGCAUCGUGGCCUUUAGAAAAGAACUUUUUCAGCACGAUACAAGCCGGCAUUCUACUGCCAGAAUCUCCGAUGCUCUUGUCGCACUAUCUAGAAGAUACAGCGCCCAAAUUGGCACCAGCGCCGGGCAUACCCUGGGUAUCGUGGAUAUUGCCAGUCGCCAGCAAUGACGAGCUCCUGAUGAACGCCAUUCUCGCUUUAAGCGGUGGUCAUCUUCUGUAUAAGCUGCCUGAUAACCCAGACAUCUCCCAUGCCACGCAUCGGCAUUAUUCAUCGACUGUGCAGACUCUUUACCAGGUAUUGAACGAUGGUAGCAUGUUAUCCGAGCCUUUGACUCUGCUUCGGGUGGCGUUGGCUAUCUUGAUUCUCUUCCACUAUGAGGUUGUGUCUGGAAAUAUGGACGGAUCCCCGUUUGUCCAUCUCCGGGCGACUCGGCAGCUGGUCUUAACGUUGAGGAGUAAAUCCCGUCAAGUGACAGCGGCCGAACAGAAGUUGUACGGAUUCGUGAUGGAGGUCUAUUCAUACAUUGUCCUGUGCAACAGCAUCACUCCAUUCGCCAUGAAUCGCAACAGGACUCUUAUCUAUGACUCUUUUCUACAAACCUUUGAUGACUUGCAAGAUUUGGGCGCAUUCGGUGUCAUGUUCAGCGGCGGCCAUCACCUCUUCGAACUCAUCUCCGCAGUAUCUCUAUUUGCUGCUCAAAACCCAAAUCCAGACCGCCACGAAUACAGACAGCUCAAAGCUAGAAUCAGCGCCUUGGAAUCUCCCAUCCCCAAAGAACCCGAGUGCCGUGCAACCCUCGAGGUAUGCCGCAUAGCGUUACUGGCAUUUCUGGAAACCGCCAACUUGCCGUUUUCCAAAUACGACACCACUCGCAUGCAGCACCUCCAGCCCCUGCUGGACGUGGCAAUGCGAGACCUACCCCAGAUCCUGCCGUCCAGCUACUCGUGCAUCCUGAUGUGGCCGAUAAUGAUUAUUGGCUCGUGUCUGAUGGAGGAAGAACAGCGGGCGGUAGUCUCGCAUAUGCUGCUUCAUAACCAGUAUGGGAUGAAGAACACGGCUCAAGCAAGCAUGCUACUCGAACUACUCUGGAAGGAUCCUGAUGAGCGUGCAUUUGGGCCAUAUGGCCUUGGGCUAUUGAUGGAUAGGCACAACUUGGAUUAUGGGGUUAUCUGAACAUAAUACAACGUAAUAAAUUAAAUAUCUAUAAUAAUAUUACUUUAAC
This is a messenger RNA of Aspergillus wentii DTO 134E9, 1486 nucleotides long. Its product is annotated as Zn(II)2Cys6 transcription factor. Gene Ontology annotation, biological process: positive regulation of transcription by RNA polymerase II. Gene Ontology annotation, molecular function: transcription cis-regulatory region binding; zinc ion binding; DNA-binding transcription factor activity, RNA polymerase II-specific. NCBI's taxonomy places the organism in Eukaryota, Fungi, Ascomycota, Eurotiomycetes, Eurotiales, Aspergillaceae. Bases 1 to 1437 code for a protein of 478 amino acids. The transcript is spliced from 2 exons. The record is from RefSeq and is a predicted model, not a curated record. Gene Ontology annotation, cellular component: nucleus.